Sebastes umbrosus (honeycomb rockfish) is the source of this 4274-nucleotide messenger RNA. RefSeq names its product phosphoinositide 3-kinase regulatory subunit 6. The record is from RefSeq and is a predicted model, not a curated record. Lineage: Eukaryota; Metazoa; Chordata; Actinopteri; Perciformes; Sebastidae. Bases 181 to 2583 code for a protein of 800 amino acids. Gene Ontology annotation, biological process: positive regulation of MAP kinase activity; G protein-coupled receptor signaling pathway. The transcript is spliced from 21 exons. Gene Ontology annotation, cellular component: phosphatidylinositol 3-kinase complex, class IB. Gene Ontology annotation, molecular function: 1-phosphatidylinositol-3-kinase regulator activity.
CCCUUCUACUCCGCUGUCCUCACUUGCCUGUGACUUGCUCUCUCGCUCUCUCUGUGUGCCACACACUUGUUAGUUUCGGUACAGAGAGCGUAGUGUGUGGAUGUAAAAGACCUGCAGGACUGUUUGGUUCGAGCCUGUACAGGACAUGACAGGUUAAUUGACCCACAAUGAAUGUGAGACAUGACCAACCAGGCCCCCUGGGAUAACGUGUGCAGUACGCGCAGCAUGGAGCCAACAGCCGGCUGCUCCCCCACAGUUCCAGAGGAAGAACUCUACCGCAGGAUCCAGGCUGUGCUGCCCAGGCAAACAGACAACCAGCAGCCCUUUGACUGCAUGCUGAGAUGGACGCUACACAAGAACGUUCAAAACAGUCCCGCAAACAGCUUAUCUCUGGUCAGGGUGCUGAUAAGAGAGCUGGAAAAGGCUGAGAGAUGGGACUCUCGCAAAAUCAUCAUCCCUCUGCUCCACACACUGAUGUAUGCCAUCAUUCAGACAGCCUACAUUCCAGAUGAGCUGUACAAGCAGGUUUACAACUUUUGCAAGAGACUCCUGACCUACCCUCAUCCCUACUGCACCGUAGGCCUCAGCUACACGAGACAUAUAAAAACGGAACGCUCCAUUCCAGGUCUGAUGUACCAGAGGAUGGUCACAGCAGAGCAGAGACUAAAAAAUGAGCACUAUCCCUUCCAGGAGAGGAUCUUCAUUCUGGCCGACCCGGAAGUCCUCUCUGGUUCUGUGGGACAAGUCCUGUUGGGUGAAAUUGAGUCGUCGUCUUCGGCUCCGGGCGGAUCUCUAAGUCUUCUAGAUCACAUGUGCAGCGUGGUUCAACACUCCAUACAGGCUGCUUUAGGAGCAGAGCAGUGCGACGGGCCCAAACUGGCUCGAGCCCUAAAGGACAUGGGUCAAGACGUCGAGUCGCACUUUCAGGAAGUGUUGGCGGCUCUGGAGCAGAGCGCGGAGGAGGGCAACAGAGGGGAGAGGGGAGCGCUGAGGAGCAAACUUCAGCAGCUGUACGGAAAGAUCGUCACCGUCACCGACACAGGCUCAGAGCCAUUGUCCAGUGGACGACUGUGUGACUGCCCUCUUCCUAACCCAGAGAUGAGCUUCCACCUGUGGACAAAGGAUCUGGAUAUCUGGCGAGAGCUGGCCAAGUGGUUUCGAUCCAGCUCCUUGCGGGAGCCGUUCGCCCUCAGCCACGAGCAGGAGGACUUUGAUCUGGGUGAGUCGCCCAACGACCUGAUGCCGUCUGACAUGACUCGCUUCUCCGUCAUGUCCAACGACAGCGGCAUCGAAAGAGACCUGCCCCCCGGCGCUGAUGCCUCCCUAUCGUCAUCUCUGGACGCCGCCAGCAUGAGUGCAUCAUGGGAACAAUGCAAAAGUGAGCAAGACUCGUCGAGGCUGUCGCGGCGUGGAGGUAUCAAGAUGAAAUAUUCUGUGAAGGACAGCAUGGUGCUGAUGCAGGACACCCUGGAGGAACACGCAAGCCUCGGAGGAGGAGGAGGAGGAGGAGGUGGAGGUAGGGGAGGAAAAAGAGGGGCGACUCUGCAGAGGCGGGCAGGAAGCAGCGCGAUGCAUAACCCCUUCCCCAAACAGCAGAGGAACUAUACUGCCAGGAUAGUCGCCAUGGGAGACGACAGGGUGCUGGGCCACCUGGCCAAGGCCUACUACUUCUUCAGGAAAAGGGAAGCGCGAAGGCUUUUUCUUACAAUGAAAGUCAACCUCCAGUUUUACUACAUCCCCGUUUGCAGGGCUACAACUCCGGUCUCCUCUAUCAAGGAAAACCUCCAUCAAUCCACGGAAAAUCCCUGCGCUCUUGGUUCCUACUUGAGCAUGGUGGACCCGUGGUACAACUCCAACGUCAAGAGUUUAGGCCGCAUGAUCCCCGAACUGGCUAAGACGACGAGCACAGGGGGGCAAAAAGAUCCCUUUGUGUCUGAUGUAAUUUCCUACUACGUCCGUACCGGCCAGCAGCCUGUCUACUUCACCAUCUACUUUGUUAAGAUCACAUUCACCAAAGCGACAAAGGAUCCCGUGGAAGACGUGUUUCUCACCCAUCUAGAAAUAGAGUUUCCUGAGUUCAAACAGGUCUCACCGUCAAUUAAAGAUAAACCGAGGAAGAGCUCUGGGGAUGCAUGCGGAGCUGUUAUCUCGUUGAACUACAGAAAGGUGACAUUAAGUGGCCGAGACGUUGACAAAGGAAUCUCAGUCAGGACGUCAGGCGCUCAGAUCAAUGCUAUUCCCUCCAAUCAAGCAGAAGAUCUGAACUGUUUGACACUGACAUUGAAUGAAUCUCCAGCAAAAACUAAAAACAACACUGUGGAGUCAAAGAUUCGGUCCAGCAACAUUAAGAUUCGCACUUUGGAGAGUCGAGCUUUCACUGUUAAACUGGACAGAGAUGAUCGCAGGAGCUACAAAGAUGUGCAAAGCAUCGAGAUCUGCCCGUGUCUCGAUCCCGGAUACUGCGUCCAGAAAACCAUGAGGUCCAAAUUCAACUUGGGAGAGGACAAAGACGCUGGACUGAGCAAAUACAUGAGCAAAGGACUCCCUCUACCAAUCAACACAUUUGCUGGCAUCAUCUCCUGACAUGGUGGAGUGACCCCGCAGAGAAACUUGAAAAUGAACACCAUCCAUGCUGUGUUUUGACGGCGGGAAUGGUUGUUCCUGACACACGACACGAGACGAAAGGAAUCACCUUUGAGCUGCUCCUGACGACAAAGUGUUUCAGUUCUGUCAGUUGGGACUGACUGACAUGUAUGGAAAAAGACUUUUAAAUCAAAAGCAACACAUACUAGUGUCACUUCUUGCAGUUGAUGGAAUACGUUUUCUUUUUUUACAGCAACAGGAACAAAAUUGUAUCACACAGCAAGGUAUGAUAGAAGUCCAAACAGUGUUUCCACUACUGUACGUCAGUAAAUAUAUGCAAAUUAGAUUGCCAAAGAACAAAACUGCCUGUGACACUAGAGAGACCGGCAGAGAAAAAAUAAAUAAGCAAAGGUAUGCACCUGUAUACAUUUAAGAUUCCAGGACAACUGAUAAUUGGAUCACUAAUCAUGUGACAUCAUAAAAACUCUGCAGGCAAUCUCGAAAAUCGGUUUCUCCAAGUCACCACUUGGUGAGGCAGAUUUGAAGGGUUGAUUGUAACAGUUACUUCAUAGACACACUACCUUUUACUGCCUUCUUGACACACACAUACAGCACUCACAAAAGAAUGUAGCCUCACCUGUCAGCGACUAAAACAUGCAGAUUCUUAGAUGGUUACGAUGAUGACUGACAGUUAACUGUCAACUGUUAACUUCAUUUUAGCCGAAUCAUUCAAAAAAGUUGUUAUUCCUGUACCUGUUACAUAAUGUAAGCUGUUACGAACAUUAGCCUCAGAGUAUAGUGUUUUUGAAACGUUGUGUAAAGAUCCAAUAGCCACACUAGUAUGUUCAGUGCAGAAGCUAGAGCCACGUGUCAGGAACUACUGCAGAACAGAAGCAGCUUUUGUGUUUUACUGUAUCAGACAGACCUGCACAGACACAGAGGUACAAAAGUAGACUUCAAAUUGCUGACUUCGAACCACUGUCUGCUCUCCAGACGGGCAGGAUUCUGUGUUCAAUGCUUUUUUAUUUUACAAAAUGAAAAGCAAAACCUGGGGACACUCACAAAGUGAAAGUUGCACACCUGCCAGUAAAUGUCUCAAAUGUCUCGGCCUUGAGGUGUGAAAAUCACCUCUGACCUCCAUCCUGUGUUUGAUGACGAUAUUUGCACUAAAACUGCAGUUUUUUUUAUUAUUAUUUCCUUGUGGGAGUGGAACAACAGUGCAGCAACAGUGUGUAAAGCAUGUAAUAUGACCUGUGUAAUUAUGUCAUUACUUUACAUGUCAUAUGAUAUCCACUAAGUUAUAGAGGUUAUAGAGGUUGUUCAAGAUAAACACAACUAUUGGUUCAGUUGUUAUUCAUGAAAACGAUUAGAACUAUUAGAUCCCACGGCCAAGAGUGGCUCAGGAGCCUUUUUCUGGUGCACCGCGAUCUCAUGGCAGUAUAAAGGUCAACAGCCUCAGGAACUGGAAGUGAUGUGUUAUUGGUGCACAUCAUAAAGUCAUGUGAGCGUCUGUGUGUCUGCUGUUCUGGCAGAGUAAAAUCAUGAGUUUGAAAUUCAUGAUACAUUUUGCACAUCUAAUGUCAUGUAUAUAUUUAUAUAAAGCGGAUGCCAUCAAAAUCAAAAUGUAAUUGUGUAAAUACAUGAUUUUGUUUUGUAAAAAAGUGUUUUAUAAUAAAUGUGGUAAAUCUCAA